GGUGUCCAAACUGACAAUGCUGGUGAGAUGAAGAUAGUGUUGUUGCUGCUUCUGGGCUCACGGAGGACGACGAGAGGAAUCUACAAGCCGACAAGAUGAGAUCCAAGGCGAGGGCGAGAAAACUGGCCAAAAAUGACAGUGAGCCAGUGGACAGCAUGUACGACACAGAGGCUGACCUCCUGGGUUUAGCAGCCGGCGGCGGAGGUGGUGCCGACAGCCCAGAAGAUGAUGCAGAAGACGGCAUCAUCAGCAUGUCCCCCCUGCCCUCACCUAUUCCUUCCCAUCCAAACAACAACCACCACCACCUGCUGCACCCUCACAUCUAUGCCACCCACCACCACCACCUUCACAACAACAGCAACAGCAGCAGCAAUGACCAGGACUUCACCACACCCAAGGAGGGCUCGCCCUACGAGGCACCUGUCUACAUUCCAGACGACAUUCCCAUUCCCAGCGAACUAGAGCUGCGGGAGUCCUCUGUGCCCGGUGCAGGUCUGGGUGUUUGGGCCAAGACCCGCAUUGAUGCUGGUGAGAGGUUUGGUCUUCAUAGCACGCUGCAUCAUGGGGCCACGGGCAAAGACAGCUCCUUCGGAUGGGAGCAGAUGAUGAAUGACCAUGAAGAAGCCUCCCCUGACAGCUGCAUCAAAAAGGUGGUGGACGACAUGGGCAACGUCAAGUUUGCACUGGACACAGGCCCGGACGGCACCAGCUGGCUCAAAUACGUCCGCUCCGCCCCGUCAUUUGAGGAGCAAAACCUUGCCGCCUGUCACCUCACUGGAGACCAGAUUUAUUAUAAAGCUGUCCGGGACAUUGAAGCAGGGGAGGAGCUUUUAGUGUAUAUGAAGGACGGGAUUUUCCCCGAGGGAUCCAUGGCACCCAACCUACAAGACGAGCAGAUGUACCGCUGUGAAGACUGUGAUGAGCUGUUCUCCUCAACACUCGAGCUGCGGCGGCACCAGAAGUAUUCAUGCUCCAGUACAGGCUCCAUCUUUGACACACUGAGAGAAGACUUCAAACAGGAACGUGAGGACAGCGACGAACCCGUCCACGAGUGUAAAGACUGUGAGAAGAUCUUCCCAAAUGAGUACAGUCUGGGCCAACACAUGAUAGUCCAUACAGAGGAGAGGGAGUACAAGUGUGACCAGUGCCCCAAAGCCUUCAACUGGAAGUCCAACCUCAUCCGUCACCAGAUGUCACAUGACAGUGGCAAGCGUUUUGAGUGUGAAAACUGUGAUAAGGUGUUCACAGAUCCCAGCAACCUUCAACGCCACAUCCGCUCCCAACACGUGGGGGCACGUGCUCACACAUGUCCUGAGUGUGGCAAGACCUUUGCCACCUCGUCAGGCCUCAAGCAGCAUAAGCACAUCCACAGCAGUGUUAAACCUUUUAUCUGUGAGGUGUGCCACAAAUCAUACACCCAGUUCUCCAACCUUUGCCGCCACAAACGUAUGCAUGCUGACUGCCGCACCCAGAUCAAGUGUAAGGACUGUGGGCAGUUGUUCAGCACUACCUCCUCCCUCAACAAACAUCGUCGCUUCUGUGAGGGCAAAAACCAUUAUGGCUCUCCAGCAGGGAUGUUCAACCCUGGCAUCCCCAUGAGCUCCAGCCCCAUCAUGGCCAAGGCCAAGUCUCACCAUCCUCACCUUGCAGGUCUAAACCAGUCAGGUUUAGGCUUCACUGACUACUUUCCCUCUCGACCUCACCCUCACGCUGGCUUGCCCUUUUCCACAGGACCUCAUGGCUUCCCAUCCCUCCCACAUGGUUUCCCAGGUAUCUUCCCCCCAUCAUUGUAUCCCCGACCACCUUUAUUGCCAGCCAGUUCAUUGAUAAAGAACCCUCUGGGUUGCAGCAGUCAGGAGGUGAAACUGCCCCGGAGUCCCCUAGAUGCCCCUCCUCUGUCCCUGGUUAGCUCCACAAACAGCAAUGGAGGCCACAGUUUGAGUCAGUUGGAAGACAAAGAGAAAGAGAACAAACUGGAUUUGUCUUCUAGUGGAGAAGCCAAACCUAAAUCGAAGAUGGCAGACAUGUCUGAUUGUAGUGACCUUGAAGACGUUAAUACCACAAGUGGGACAGAUUUGGACACCACCACUGGUACUGCUUCAGGUGACGGUUCUGACCUGGAUAGUGAUGGAGAGAGUGAACGUGAGCGAAGUGGUAAAAGAAGGAAGCCGUCUGGGACUGUGUCAAGUCAAGAAGGUCACCAGAUAGAAGACACAAACAGUGCGUUGAUAUCAGCCGUGUCUUGUUCGGGGAACCUUGCUAUUGAUCGUCCCUUUCUCUCUUCUGCAUCAUCCCAGCACUCCUUCUUCCCUCCGCCUGAUGAGCAAGCCCUCCCGCCCACCACUGCAAAUGCCAAUUCAGCCACCACAGAUUCCAUUAAAGCCAUCGCCUCUAUUGCUGAGAAAUAUUUUGGUCCAGGUUUGAUUGGUCUUCAUCAGGAGAAAAAGAUGGGUCCACUGCCCUACCAUUCCAUGUUUCCCUUCCAGUUCCUGCCUAACUUCCACAACUCCCUCUAUCCCAUCGGCGCUGAUCGAGGGGCCCUCAAUCCUAGCAUGUUCUUUAAGGCAGAGCCCAAGUCACCUCGUGAGCAGCUGCACAAGAUGGUUUCUGGUGUACCAGGAGCUCCUGCUUCCACAGCAGAGUCACCAUUUGAUCUCACCACAAAGCCCAAGGACACCAAGGUAGCUCCUUCUACCCCAACAAACCCCUCAAACCCCAACAGUACUUCUGGGAGCAGUAGUGGAACUUUAGCAAUAUCAAGUGGUGAAGAACAGCCGUUGGACCUUAGCAUUGGCAGCCGGAACCGUGGUGGUCAUAAUGGUGUGGCAGCUGAGCCACAAAAUAGAAAAAACCACAUCUUUGGAAUUGGAAAGGGGGUCUCUAUCAAGGAUGAAACCCCAGCUGGGUUUCCACACCCUCAUUCCCAGUUACUGCACCAAUCCUCAAUGUCCCAGCACCAGCAGCCCCAGGCACAGCCACACCAGCCGCCACCCCUGCACUAUGCCAAGCCAUCAGCAUUCUUCAUGGACCCCAUAUACAGCAGGGUGGAGAAGAGGAAGCUACUCGACCCUGUAGGAGCUCUGAAGGAAAAGUUCCUCAGGCCCUCACCACCACUCUUCCAUCCACAGAUGUCAGCCAUGGAGAACAUGACAGAGAAGCUGGAGAGCUUUGGUGCUCUAAAACUAGACGCACCACCCAAUUCACUGCAACACUCGGCUCAUCCACUCUUCAACUUCCGCUCACCGCCACCUUCCCUCUCAGAUGCCAUCCUCCGCAAGGGCAAGGAGCGUUACGCAUGCAGGUACUGCGGGAAAAUCUUCCCUCGUUCAGCAAACCUCACCAGACACUUGCGGACACACACAGGGGAACAACCCUACAGGUGUAAAUACUGUGACCGCUCAUUCAGCAUCUCAUCCAAUCUUCAACGCCACGUUCGCAACAUCCAUAACAAGGAGAAACCCUUCAAGUGUCACCUGUGCAACCGCUGCUUUGGUCAGCAAACCAACCUGGACCGCCAUCUCAAGAAGCACGAGCAUGAGAACAUUCCUGUGAGCCAACAGUCCGGGAUGCUUUCCAACCUAGGAACCACCAUCUCCUCCCCAAACUCCGAGCCAGACAAUCAUGCACUUUUAGAUGAGAAGGAGGACUCGUACUUCUCAGAAAUCCGCAACUUCAUUUCAAACAGUGAGAUGAACCAGGCCUCCAGCUCCACGGAUAAGAGAUCAGACCAGGCAGAGGAGGAGCAGCCACCAAGCCACAGUUUGUCCAACUCCAAACUAGGGCUCCAGGGCCUGGAGGAGGAGGAAGAGGAAGUGGAGGGCGACGAUGAAGAGGAGGAGGAAGGCAGCCUGACAGAGAAGUCUCACGACGAGGCGCCCGAGUCCCCGAGUCCCGUCACAACAGGAGUGUAUGAGGAGGACGAGGAGGAGGAAGAGACGGAGACGGCUCCUUUAGCUAUGAGCUAUGAACACACUCGCAGGUGUAUAGAGGAGCAGGGGUCUCUCUUGGACCUGGAGGGUCUGCCCAGCUUUCCCAAGAGCCUGGAGGGGUUACGUAAAGCAGCCAGUGAAGAGCAACCCUUUGAUGUUAAAGACAUAUUUAACACUUCGCUAGAGUCGGAGGCAUUGAAAGAGACAUUGUACAGGCAGGCUAAAACCCAGGCUUAUGCAAUGAUGCUGUCUCUCUCAGAGAACAACCCUUUGCACGCGCCCUCCCAGAACUCUCUGGAUGCUUGGCUGAGCAUGGGAGGUGGACCGUCUGAGACAAGCAGCUUUCACCCGCUCAACCACAUCUAGAUGAGAGAGAGAGGAAGAGAGAGAGAGAGGAAGAGUAGGAGAAACAUAAGUUUUGCAAAUGGGUAGAUACAAGAGACUGGUUGGACGUGAAUAUUGAGAAUAUGUGGAGACCGGAGAAGAAUUCAGUGUCACAUACAUUCAAGAUAGAAAGAAUAUAUUUGUGUGGAUAUGUGUGUUCAUUUGUGUGCGCGUGUUUGUGUGUGAGUGUGAGAGAGAAUGAGGAGGGGGAAUUUGUCCCUAUAGGUGAGGUGUCUCGCAAGACUCUAUCAAAGAGAAAGCACUGCUAAGCUCCUGUUGAUGUGAAGGACAUGAUGAAUGCUUCUCAACAGCAUUAACACUCUGCAUUUUUCCUCCAGUCCACAAGGCUCACCCCAGCACCACAGAGACCCUACGUAAGGCUCUCUUAAAGACACUUAAUGACGAGUAUGUCUCUAAAGUCUGUGUACACGGCCUACUACAAGCACUGCAGCAUCAGCACUGCAUUAGCACUGAGUGUCCACAAGGUGGUGGUGUUUCACUAGGAACAUAGUGGGCGCGUGCACUAUUGUCUCCAGGUUUCCGCCACCAAUCAUGGGCAACUCAUUUACUGAUCUUGUUUCAGUUAUAACUGCAGAAUCAACAUUAGCACCACACUAAAUGUUACUUGAGGAAAUGACAGUUCCAGUAGUUGGUUGAUUUUUUUGAGUGAUUACAUGGUGAAUGAUGUUCAAUGUUCAAAUGUGCACAGCAACUGGUGAUUUUAAUGAGUUAUGUGGGACACUAGCCGUUGUAACUGGUUACCCAAUUUGAUCAUGCUGAAAAUGAAUUUAAAUCAUACUCAAAGAAUGAGGAAAGUCUUUCUCUGCUUGUUUAUUUCAUCGUCAUUUGUUAAUUUUAUUUUAGUUUCUUUCCUCUUAGAUACCACAGUAUUGUUUCUUUGUAGGCACCACCGUGCUAAAUUGUUAAUAUAAUUAUUUUAGAGAAGGACCAAAAUUGUAUGAUAUUGUCAUAUGAUGUACAAAAUAACCUAGAUGUUCAUAGCAAGAGUGGUAUGUGCCAAAUAACCCAUAGAAAAUGUUUUGUUCUCUGACAAUCAUUUCAUUUCCAAGGGGCUUGCCUUUGCUGUCAUAGUUUGUUUGUUUUUUCUUACUACGCUCUUAUAAAUUUGAUUUCUGAAGUGUGUGUAUGUAUUUAUUUUUGGUUGUUUUGUCAUGACUGGAGGAGUAAAAAUGAAGAAAAGUCAUUUUAUCCCUCUUUUCUUGUUGCUGAAGGAAUGAACGCCUACCAGAACACGAGGGAGAUUCUGAAUCUCUGGUUUUGAUGCGUUAGUGUGCCAAAAUGGAAAGAACCCAUGAAAUUAAUUGUUUUAUUUAUAGUGAAAGAUAGUUGUAGUUAGUUUUAGAUCCUAUUUGGCAUUGUAACGUCCUGCAGUGUUUAGUUGUUGUUUUUUUUAUUCAGUUCAACCCAGUAUGCUGAAUGCAUCUUAUUCAAAUCGCUUCAAAUAUUAUGGGGGGGCGUCCAGACCUGGACAAUUUUCACUAUAAAUGUCAGAAAGGGGCAUUACAUUGUCAAACUAUUGAAUCUAACUAGUUUCUACCACAUUAAGCUCCCUUUUCCCUCUGUUUUUCAUUUGAUACAUGUAGUGUAACCAGUGAAUAUUUUCUUUUAAAUUAGUUGUCCUAUAUAACACAAUCCAAAAGUCUAAAACGGUCAUAUCUGCAUGAACAUCUGGUCUUCACUGCAUUGGAGUGACAAAAUUGCUGGUCAUGCAAGAAAUAAGGCAAGGACUCAUGAGACCAAAACAAGAGAGUCAACUAAACACAGAUAGUGUUAAAACACACUGUCAUUCUGCUGGUCCAUCCUUCCAACACAUGUAAAAAAAACAAGAGUCUACUUGAUUCUAGAUGGGGAAAAGAGAAACACUUGAUCAUGAGUAUAACUUUAUAUUCCCUGUUCUACUUGUGAGAUCAUACUGAAAGCUCUACAAGGUAGCUGUGCCAUGGAGGGCAUGAGUCAUUUACUGUAGAUAACUGUAGAUAGCUGCAGGAGGCAGGGGGGGGUAAGCAUUGUUGAUCAUUGUUGCCUUGAUCCUUCCUGCGUACUGGGACUUUCAGAACUAGGCCUGAUGCUGUAUUUUCAAAUUUAACCAUAUGGGUCCAAGCCAUAAAUUGAUCAGGCUUACGUCUCUAGAACUUAGAACACAGAUACAUUUUCUGGCUAGUUUCACUUUUAGCAAAUGAGCAACUCCUGCUCAAUAGGAGAAAUAAAAUAAAAAAAAUCUGAAACAGAAGCACUGUAAUUUUUCUUCACCACAGCAGGUGGUAGUGUGAUGCUAGGACUGAUGUGUCAUCUCAUUUUUCUAAAGACAGAAGUCUUUUUUUUAUAUAAUUCUACUGAAUGAGAUUUCAUUCAUGGUAAACACAUUGUUUUCCAACUCAUGGUUAUAAAAUGUAAAGACUUGGGUUGCUAAGUUUUUAGUUGACUAUAUGUAGUAAUUCAUGUCAUGGACUACUGUAAUAAGUACGCGCUGUGUAAAGCAAAGGAAUUGAAGGCAUUGAAGUAUUCCAUUUUGCCAACUUCAGAAAGUAUUCUGGCAGAUGGUCGCUGACAUAUGUUUCAGCAUGAUAGAACAUGGUUGCUGUUUUCCCCCCACUGUUACAGGAGAUAGUAAAAAUAUACAUAUUGUUUCUUUUUAACUGUAUAGUAUUUUAAAGAAUGAAAAACAAUGAUGCAUUUGUCUGAAGAAAAAAAUCAUUGAAAAAUAUGGGUUUAAAUGGAUGGUGCUUGUUUUGUUUGAAUCUGAGUUGUAUAUCGCCUCUGUUAUGUUUAUUGAAAACAAACAAAAAAAAGAUAUUGUGCAUGACGUGUUUAGCAGUCAUAAUGAUGUCCAUUUGUGAAAUGUGUAUCAAAUCAAAAAAUGAGAAAAAAAGAAAAGAAAAAAAUAAAUCCGUAGAUGCACUUAUUGUACAUGUGGUUAGGUUAGUAGGUUUGACUUCAAGUUCUUGACUGCCUUACAGGUGGCUCUGAAAGACAUAGAAAAGACUUGUGGGAGAAGACAUAAUGAAAAACAAUAAAGGAUUGUAGAGUAAUAUUGAACAAUUCUGAAAUUGCAGUUCUUUUGAUGCUUGUGAUUAUUGAAGAUGUACUUUAGAGAAAUUUCAUUGAAAAGAUAUGACUCUGAUGUUAAUUCUGUAGAAUAGCAAUGUAUACCAAAUGUAAUCUUUCCAAUGCUAUGAAGAAUUUAUACAUGAAAUUGAUAUGCAAUAAAACCUGUGUGCUUUUUAAA
Micropterus salmoides (largemouth bass) is the source of this 7560-nucleotide messenger RNA. RefSeq names its product PR domain containing 16 (gene prdm16). NCBI's taxonomy places the organism in Eukaryota, Metazoa, Chordata, Actinopteri, Centrarchiformes, Centrarchidae. The coding region runs from base 96 to 4295 and encodes 1399 amino acids. Gene Ontology annotation, molecular function: RNA polymerase II cis-regulatory region sequence-specific DNA binding; DNA-binding transcription activator activity, RNA polymerase II-specific; histone H3K9 methyltransferase activity. The transcript is spliced from 17 exons. The record is from RefSeq and is a predicted model, not a curated record. Gene Ontology annotation, cellular component: nucleus. Gene Ontology annotation, biological process: regulation of transcription by RNA polymerase II.